Trichomycterus rosablanca is the source of this 1959-nucleotide messenger RNA. Its product is annotated as zinc finger protein 658B-like. NCBI's taxonomy places the organism in Eukaryota, Metazoa, Chordata, Actinopteri, Siluriformes, Trichomycteridae. Gene Ontology annotation, biological process: regulation of transcription by RNA polymerase II. The transcript has a single exon. Gene Ontology annotation, molecular function: RNA polymerase II cis-regulatory region sequence-specific DNA binding; DNA-binding transcription factor activity, RNA polymerase II-specific. The annotation marks the transcript as partial. The record is from RefSeq and is a predicted model, not a curated record. Gene Ontology annotation, cellular component: nucleus.
GUCAGCAUUAACACCUCUCUCAGUCCCACACAGGAAGAAGGAAACGUCUGCUCACAGUGUGGGAAGAGCUUCAGGUUACAAAGUGAACUCAAACGACACCAGCGCAUUCACACUGGAGAGAAACCGUAUCAGUGCUCACAGUGUGGGAAGAGUUUUAAUCAACAGAAUCAUCUCAAAAAACACCAGCUCAUUCACACUGGAGAGAAACCGUAUCAGUGCUUAGAGUGUGGGAAGAGUUUUAAUACACAGAGUAAUCUUAAAAAACACCAGCUCAUUCACACUAAAGAGAAACCACAUCAGUGCUUACAGUGUGGGAAGAGCUUCAGGUUACAGAGUAAACUCAAAAUACACCAGCGCAUUCACACUGGAGAGAAACCAUAUCAGUGCUCACAGUGUGGAAAGAGUUUUACCCGACUGAGUUAUCUCAAAGAACAUCAGCGCAUUCACACUGGAGAGAAACCAUAUCAGUGCUCACAGUGUGGAAAGAGUUUUACCCGACUGAGUUAUCUCAAAGAACAUCAGCGCAUUCACACUGGAGAGAAACCGUAUCAAUGCUCACAGUGUGGGAAGCAUUUUUAUCAACAGAGUGCUCUCAAAAAACACCAGCGCAUUCACACUGGAGAGAAACCAUAUCAGUGCUCAGAGUGUGGAAAGAGUUUUAAUACAGUGGGUAGUCUCAAAGAUCACCAGCGCAUUCACACUGGAGAGAAACCGUAUCAGUGCUCAGAGUGUGGUAAGAGUUUUAAUCAACAGAGAAAGCUCAGAAGACACCAGCGCAUUCACACUGGAGAGAAACUGUGUCAAUGCUCACAGUGUGGGAAGAGUUUUAAUCAACUGAGUCAUCUUAAAAGACACCAGCUCAUUCACAUUGAAGAGAAACCGUAUGAGUGCUCACAGUGUGGGAAGAGUUUUAUUACACAGAUUCAUCUUGAAAUACACCAGCGCAUUCACACUGGAGAGAAUGCAUAUCAGUGCUUACAGUGUGGAAAAAGUUUUAUUACACAGAGUCAUCUCAAAAUACACCAGCGCAUUCACACUGGAGAGAAACCGUAUCAGUGCUUAGAGUGUGGGAAGAGUUUUACUCAUCAGUCUCAUCUCAAAUCCCACCAGCUCACUCACACUGGAGAGAAACCGUAUCAGUGCUCAGAGUGUGGAUACAGUUUUAAUACUCGGAGUAAGCUCAAAAUACACCAGCGCGUUCACACUGGAGAGAAACCGUAUCAGUGCUCACAGUGUGAAAAGAGUUUUACUAAUCAGAGUAAUCUCAAAAUACACCAGCGCAUUCACACUGGAGAGAAACCGUACGAGUGCUCACAGUGUGAAAAGAGUUUUACUCAUCAUAGUGCUCUCAAAAAACACCAGCGCAUUCACACUGGAGAGAAACCGUAUCAGUGCUCUGAGUGUGAGAAGAGCUUUAAUAUACGGAGUGACCUCAAAAGGCACCAGCGCGUUCACACUGGAGAGAAACCGUAUCAGUGCUCACAGUGUGGGAAGAGUUUUAAUACACAAGCUCAUCUCAAAAUCCACCAGCGCAUUCACACUGGAGAGAAACCGUAUCAGUGCUCACAGUGUGGGAAGAGUUUUACUACACAAGCUCAUCUUGUAAAACACCAGUGCAUUCACACUGGAGAGAUUAUUGUUUAGUAUAAAUGAACCCACCGGCUCUGCGUUCACCUGCUCAAACACUCACACACCUUCACCUGAGCUCUUAAUCGUGUGUGUUUCAUUAAGUGAGUGAGCAGUUGUGUGCAGGUGAGUAAGUCAGGUGAUCAGGUGGAUUAGUUCUGUAUCCAGGGUGUUUUAAUGUGUAAAUAUAGAGAGGAUGUGAUGUAAUACUGAUCUGCAGGAAGUGCUUACUGAAAAUAAAUGAAUGGAUCACUUUGUUGUCUCGUAUUGACCAUCCUGUUACCUGUUAUGGUUUAGGGUUAGGUUUUGGGUUUGGGUUUGGGUUUAGGGUUA